AUGGAUAGGGUGGAAAUAUCUGUGCUUAGGGAAUUUUGUCCCAAACUUUUAUGCCAUUGGUCAGAAGAUAGAGCAGUGGAUUUUGUUGGUAAGUGUUGCGACAUGAGUGCGACUGGGAUUUGUUGGCUGUGGGACUGGUUUUUGGCACAGAUCAAGGGUAAUGACCCUCCUUCCCACAAGAUCUCCCUAAUUAUAGCAAAUUUUUUGUUGCAUAAAUUGCCAAAGUCUCAUAAACUUCCCCCCUUCAUCCCCUUAAAGCUCAUAACCAUACAUGCCGACUCCAACAUUAAACAGGUUUCUAGCGUUGCCACUGAGAUUGCCAAUCGCAAUCCAUCAACCGCACCCAGUUUACUAAUCAAGCCACUAAAUAAAGUUUUACAGUUCAAAAUUUACGAUCCAGAUUAUUCACAAUUGGUGUCUUCAUUAUCAUAUCUAUUGUUAAAAUCACUGGAUAAACACAACCCCAAGGCAUCUUAUAAGGCAAUAGAAUCGAUUUUAGCAUGUGAUAUUGAAAAUUUACAACGUUUUUUUGUGAUAGAUAACUUUUUAAGCCUAAUAUUGUUCACAGUAUCAACACCGUUUCACAAGGGAAUGUCAACCUUUUACAGCACCGAAAGUUACUUAAAGUGUCUAAAUUUAUCACAAAAAAUCGAUAUUUUCACUACUAGAAACUACCAACACUCUAUAUUUCACUAUCUCAUGCAUUGGUCAACACAAUUAUCGACGAGAAACAUAUCGCAUCUAUUCUACAAAAUACACGAUUACUACCUAAAUUCAUUGAACAUUGACACUGCGAAUGUUUCAUCCAAGUUUGAAUAUGAAAGGGAUAAAUUGUGUUUUGGGGCGUUCAUUAUUGCAUUAUUUUGUAGAAACGCCAAUUCCCAAUCUAUAGAUUUCUUCGAGUCACUGUACCUCAUUUUGUGCAAAUCUAACGAAGCUGGGUUAUUCUCAUUUGUGCCCUUGGAUAACGAUCCACUGCACAUUAUUAAAUCGAUAGAAUUGCCUUUUAAAUUAUUCAAUUUAUUACUACAAAUAGCUGAUGAUAACAGUAACAAUGGCGAAAUUUGUAAAAGUGUGUGGAAAAAUAUUAAACUCCUAUUCGAAAUCAACCUACAUCAGAUAGACUUAACACAUUUUGUUUCACUCAUAUCAAAAUGCUUUCCUAUUAAUGAGCAGGAAUUCUACACAAACGCCAGUGAUUCAUUACAUUAUGUUUUGGAUUCAUUUUGUCACGCUGAUAAUGACAUCCAAUUAUGCGACAAUAUCUAUUUGGACACGCUAAUUGGUUUAAUGUCAAGCUUAUACAAACUUGGAGAUUUACAUACAUUUUUCUCCACUCUAUCACACAAUAUACCUUUCUAUUUCGUGUUAUGCCCUGGUGUGGUGAAGAUUAUACAGCAUUGCGCAAACGAUUUUACGGAUAAUUCCAAAGUGUUUGAGUCACUGGUACAAUUGUUGAAUAGUUACAGCAACGAUAUUAACUUGGUGCUCAUUUUAAGGAUUUUUAUAUCAGCCUUUUUGCUUUCUAUUAAUAUCAAAGAUAAUCUCUGCUCUAGAAAUUUUUUAGCCUCCUUCUCUAAAUUCAUAAGUCAAAUCAAUUUGCAAGAGUUGGCUAUCGAUACUAAUGAUUUGCUAAAUACAUCAGUAUACUUAUUUGUAUUAUCACUAUUUGUGAUAAUUAGGAAAAUUGAAGCCUGUUUCACAUACACCAGUGGUUACACACGAUACAACCAGGUUAAUCACUUGACCAAUAUAUUGUUUGCCGCAGAAAGGCUGGUGAAUUUUAAUUCCAGGCUUGCAUCAUACCAACUAAAGCUCUGUGGUUUAUCAUUAGUCCAUGUGUCGCUUUAUUAUGCCACACGUAUGUUUAAUAAUGAAGACUUAUGGGCAAUAGACCCAGUGACAAAUUUGUCUGAGAAACUGCACAAAUUAUCACUACAAUUAUCACUUGAUGACGUUAAACACUUUUAUUUGCUUUACAUGUCAAAUGCCCAUUUGUUUGACAUAUAUGGAAUAAGGGUACCGACCAAUCUGGCUGUAAUAUCGCAAAUUUUAAAUGAGCACCCGAAUCUACAAGUUAAUCCAGCCCUUAUUACAACCUUGAUUAGUGAAAAAGAUUUGUGUGAUAUACUAGAACCAACUGCACUAAAUAGUGUUAAUAUGUCUGGCAUAUCGCAGCUUGUAGCCUGUAUUGAGAAUCCUACAUGCAAUGUUUUGAAUCGAAUCGUAAAAUGCCUUAACAAAACUAGCGAUAUGAGGUGUAAGCGAGUACUGCUGUGCACUGUAGAAAAAUUAUCACAUAAAAAAUCACUCCAACAAACAAUUGUCUGCCAUUUGUUCAACGAACUUAUUUACCCGCUUGAUAAGCAGGUUUGCGGCAAUUGUCAAAGUAAAUGCCAAAAAUUGGAUGAGAUAAAAUUAUCAUUGGGAGAGUGUGAAUCACUAUUGUUUGCCCAUUUGAAUGAUGAAUUAUGUUAUAUAUUGCUUGAAAAAUCGCUAAAUUACGUUUUCCAUGUACAUUUAAAGGAACAUACCAACUACGAUGAAAUUAUGGUGUUUUUAACAUAUCAGCUGCUUAGACACCUUUGCAAUUUCGAGUUUCCCGUACAUGGAGCCACAAAUUGCAAUUACUGUGGCAUCCAUAUGAAAAGAAAAGAUGUGUUUUUGCACGCAAUCAAUGCCCUGGAUUUGACAUGCACUGCCAAUAUCUUUAGAAAUUUACCCAAGCACAAGAUGUUGGAGAAAUAUAUUUCACUGUUACUGCGUGAAUCAAUGAAGUUGGAGAAUAAUUUAAUCGCAAUGAAGGAUUACCUUAAUAAUAGCUUAUCAAAGGAAUCUCUCGACGUGUGUAUUGGAUUUAUAAGGCUAAUUGCAAUGGAUAGCACUAGGCAGAUAAAUCCACAAUUAUCUUUAGAACUGCUUAAAAAGGCAAAUGAAUUGGAUUUAUCACCAAAUAACAUCUUAUCCUUGGGGCCUACCGUUGGAUCGGUUAGUGCAUUAAUUGAAUACUUGACACUUUGCACAAAAAAUAAUGGUGUUAUAAAUGUUGAUGAAUCACUUUAUUAUAUCGUUAAAAAUGUAAUGCAAAGUGACCAUUUAAAGAUUGGGGAGGAUAUAAUUAGUGCUGUGAGUACUAAUUUUUUGCAAGAUACCCGCUCCAACGUAAUUUUAAAAUUGUUUAUAUGCGAUUCUGUCCUAAAGGCAUCAAGAGGUAUUUACAAUCCGUCAGCCAAGAAUAAGGGGGAGUUAUUUAACAUGGUUACACGAUCAUUUAAAAAUUCCCUAGAAUUUAUCAUCAAUAAUUGCCACCUGUAUGACUGUGGAUGGAUAUACGUGUACUUUUGUAAAAUUGUCUGUUCGCUGUACUAUAGGAUGAGGAAAUCCAGCCUUAGUACAAUAGGAUACAUAAAUGUUCAUAAUCAUGUAGUAGUGUGUGACAUAUUGAUAAAUUUAUCUACACUAGCCCAUAAAUUUAAGCAAUACAAUGCAAAAUUAUUGGCUAGGCAUUCAUUUAUGUGUAUAUAUUCAUUGCUAAACUAUGGCAAUGGCGCAUCGCAAGCACAAAUAUUGAGAUUAUUAAAUUUGUGGGUGAACAAGAUCCCAAACAUUAUCGUAUCAUGUAAGCAUUUGGCAAAACUAUCAUCCGGUAUUGAUGGCGUUAAAUUGUUACUGGAUAUUGUCAAGUUGAUGAGGAAUAAGAAGAUCAUCGACUCAACCAAACGAUAUAUACCACUACUGCUAACAUUCAUAUUGGAACAAGUUCGGGCAAUGGCUAUACCAACACCCGGUGAGAACGAGGACCUGGGAGGCGGCGAGAAUUCAUGGAUCUUAUUGAGCAUAAAGCGCCAAGUACAACUUUCGCUCGAGGCAUGUGGCCCAAAAAUAGUGCAAGAAUGGUACUACGAUUUACCAAACUACUUGAGGAUAUACCUGAAACAAUUUGGGAUUAAGCUAUCCGCAAGCAGCAAAUACAAGAGCCCCUGA
Babesia microti strain RI is the source of this 3984-nucleotide messenger RNA. RefSeq lists its product as hypothetical. The record is from RefSeq and is a predicted model, not a curated record. NCBI's taxonomy places the organism in Eukaryota, Apicomplexa, Aconoidasida, Piroplasmida, Babesiidae. The coding region runs from base 1 to 3984 and encodes 1327 amino acids. The transcript has 4 exons.